GCUAGGGGAGUUUGUGGCUUCUCAGUGUCAUGUGUGUCGAGUAGUCUAGGUAGUGUGGCAAAGGGAGCUCUCUGGCUAUGGCGGUGGUGGCGAGCGUCGCCGCGAUUCUUCCAUGGCGGCAUCACGGCUGUGGGAGCAAGCGCGCUGGCAUUGCCUCGCCGGAUCAUCCACGGAUAUGGCAGAAUCCACCGCUCCGGCAUGGAAAUAUCUCGGCGCAGCGAUCGGUGACGCAGAUUGCGGCGAGCGGCAGUGGGAGAUUUGCCGCUCUGGAUUCCAAGGUAGGGACGAUCGCGUCGGAUGCCGCCGGAGAAGUGGCGGUUUUCUGGGAGAGCGAUUACCUCCUCGCCGCUCGCGUCAAGAACAAGGGAUUGGAUGUGUUGCAAGGAGCAGUGGCCCUUGUGAAGAAUCUGGGAUUCAAGGUUGCCGAGGCGACGGUCCAGCUGGAAGAGAAUGCCAUGGACGACGGGGUUUCUGUGCAGUUGCUCAAGAUUUUGGUAAAGAAUGCCAGGGACAAGAAGCUGGAUGCCGCGGAGAAGAGCAACCUUGCAACAUCGCUCAUGGAUUUCAUCGUCAGGUCGUACGUUCCAGGCGCUCCUAGCUCGGAUCCGGGGUUUAGGCACAAGGUGGAGCGAAUGUACAAGCUCAUGGAUCAGUACUUGAAGAACGACACGUUUAGCAUCCAGAAAAACAUCGUGGAUCACUCCGAGUAUACUCUGGCGAGAUCACGAUUCCGGUUUGAUGACUUCGAAGCAUACCAGGCCACUGCCUAUAGCGUGCGGGACCGGCUGAUCGAGAGAUGGAACGAUACGCAUUCACUUAUGAGAGAAAAGGACCCCAAAAGGAUAUAUUAUCUUUCAAUGGAGUUCCUCAUGGGUCGUUCGUUGCUAAACAGUAUCGUCAACAUCGGGGUCAAGGGACAGUAUGCGGAUGCUUUGAAACAGCUCGGGUUCGAUUUAGAAAUUUUGGUCGAGCAGGAGAGAGAUGCUGCUCUUGGAAAUGGUGGACUCGGCCGGCUUGCUGCUUGUUUUUUAGACUCGCUUGCGACUCUAGACUAUCCUGCUUGGGGUUACGGUUUAAGAUAUGAAUAUGGUAUGUUUAGGCAGACUAUACAGGAUGGGUUCCAACUCGAGCAUCCCGAUUACUGGUUAAAUUUUGGCAAUCCAUGGGAAAUUCAGCGAGUUCAUACAACAUAUCCUGUAAAGUUCUAUGGUCAUGUGGACGAAAUACAAGAGAACAAUAAGAAAACAUAUAUUUGGACACCUGGGGAAACGGUUGAAGCUGUUGCCUACGACAAUCCAAUCCCCGGUUAUGGUACAAAAAAUACCAUAAAUCUGCGGCUCUGGGCUGCAAAACCAAGUGGCGAACUUGAACUAGACUCUUUUAGUACUGGCGACUAUGUGAAUGCAGUGCUUAGUAAGCAGCGAGCUGAGACGAUCAGCAGUAUUCUUUACCCAGACGAUAGGACAUAUCAGGGCAAAGAGCUCCGGUUGAAACAGCAAGUUUUCCUGGUAUCAGCUUCUUUACAAGAUGUAGUACGAAGAUAUAAAGAUUUUCAUUCCGAUUUUGCGGCUUUUCCUCAAAAGGUUGCCUUUCAGCUAAAUGAUACACAUCCAAUCAUUGGCGUGGCAGAACUGAUGAGGAUACUUUUGGAUGAGGAGAAGCUAGAUUGGGUGAAGUCAUGGGAAAUAACCACUAAAGUUUUCUCUUUUACAAAUCACGCAAUCCUCCCCGAAGCAUUGGAAAAGUGGCCUUUAGAGCUUUUAGAGAACCUUCUGCCACGCCAUUUGCAGAUAAUCUAUCGCAUCAAUUUCUAUUUUAUGGAGGAAAUGAAGAAAAAAUUUGGCGAUGAUCUUGUUCGUCUGUCUAGAUUAUCUAUUAUUGAGGAAGGCGAGAAGAAAAAUGUGCGUAUGGCAAAUUUGGCGCUUGUAAGCUGUCAUACCGUGAACGGAGUGUCAAAAAGCCACUUCGAGUUCAUUAAAUCGUCACUAUUUAAGGACUUUCAUGAUAUGUGGCCACACAAAUUUCAGUGCAAAACAAAUGGUGUUACCCAGAGGAGAUGGAUGGCAUGCAGCAAUCCGGAUCUAAGUCAGUUGAUCACUAAGUGGCUAGGAACAGAAGCUUGGCUUAAAGAGCUGGACUUGCUCUUGGGCCUUCGUCUCCACGCUAAUGAUUAUAAUCUUCAAGAGCAGUGGAUGAAGGUGAGAAGAUCAAAUAAGUCAAGGCUAGCAGCCUAUAUACAAAUAAUCAGCGGUGCAAAGGUGAAUGUCGAUGCAAUGUUUGACGUUCAAAUCAAACGCAUUCACGAGUACAAGAGGCAAUUUUUGAAUGUUAUCGGCAUCAUCCAUCGCUACGAUUGCAUUAAGAAUAUGACAGCAGAAGACAGAAAAAAGGUUGUGCCUCGCGUUUGCAUACUUGGAGGAAAAGCGCCCCCUGGCUAUGAAAAUGCGAAAAGGAUAAUAAAAUUGAUCCAUGCUGUUGGCGACAAGCUAAAUAAUGACCCCGAUGUGGGAGACCUAUUGAAGCUAAUUUUCAUUCCAGACUAUAAUGUCUCAAUGGCAGAACUUGUAAUACCUGCAAGUGAUAUAUCCCAGCACCUCAGCACUGCUGGGAGUGAGGCAUGUGGCACAGGAAACAUGAAGUUUGCGAUGAACGGCUGUCUCAUUGUAGGGACCAAGGAUGGCUCCAAUGUUGAAAUUCAAGAAGAAUUAGGAAGCGAAAAUAUGUUCCUCUUUGGUCCCAGCGCAGAGGAUAUCCCAGAGCUGCGAACCGAGCAAAAAGAUUUUCAACCUGUAUUGGAGUUUCGCCGUGUGGUCGGCAUGAUUCGCAAAGGAGUAUUUGGCAAUGCAGAGUACUUCCAACCGUUAUGUGACACCAUUGACGGAGCUGGGGACGACUAUUACUUGCUAGGCCAUGAUUUUCCAUCUUACUUGGAAGCUCAGGCUGCUGUUGACAAAGCAUUUGUCGACAAGAAGCGGUGGGCCGAGAUGAGCAUUCUAAGCACCGCCGGUUGUGGACAGUUCAGCACUGACAGAACCAUCCGCGAGUAUGCAGAGGAAAUAUGGAACGUAGAACCGCUGCGGCACUCCUAGAAGAAGAGCGAGUUGCCUGUGUCCCGCUUUAAAAAAAACUCCCGGUAAAUAGACUUUCACGUAUGUGUGCU
This is a messenger RNA of Selaginella moellendorffii, 3160 nucleotides long. Its product is annotated as glycogen phosphorylase 1. Gene Ontology annotation, biological process: glycogen catabolic process. Lineage: Eukaryota; Viridiplantae; Streptophyta; Lycopodiopsida; Selaginellales; Selaginellaceae. Gene Ontology annotation, cellular component: cytoplasm. The record is from RefSeq and is a predicted model, not a curated record. The coding region runs from base 78 to 3089 and encodes 1003 amino acids. Gene Ontology annotation, molecular function: pyridoxal phosphate binding; glycogen phosphorylase activity. The transcript has 22 exons.